AUGGGCUUUCAGGGGUGGCUCUUUUGGGCCUUGCUGGGCUAUUUCAGCUGCUGUUGUCCUGCUGGAGUGGAGGCGCAGUUCCCCCGUGUCUGUAUGACAGUGGAGGCCCUUCGGUUGAAGCGAUGCUGCCCGGUGUUGGGGUUAGAGCCAGGCAAUGAGUGUGGGAUCCUGCAGGGCAAGGGGCAGUGUCAGGUGGUGCAUGUGGAUGCUCAGCCUUGGAGUGGCCCCUAUACUCUUCGAAAUGUGGACGACCGGGAACGAUGGCCCCUCAAGUUCUUCAAUCAAAGCUGUCAAUGCACAGGGAACUUUGCUGGCUAUAACUGCGGUGACUGCAAGUUUGGCUGGACUGGCGCUGACUGCAAUGAGAGGAAGCCACCAGUUGUCAGGAAGAACAUCCAUUCCUUGACUGCAGAAGAGAGAGAACAGUUCUUUGAUGCAUUACACCGUGCGAAGACUACCAUUCAUCCAGACUAUGUAAUUGCAACUCAACACUGGUUGAGUCUACUUGGUCCCACUGGAAAUGAACCACAAAUAGCAAACUGUAGUAUCUAUAACUACUUUGUUUGGCUUCAUUACUACUCAGUCAGAGACACACUAUUAGGACCUGGCCGCCCUUUCACAGCUAUUGAUUUCUCACACCAAGGACCUGCCUUUGUUACUUGGCAUAGGUACCAUUUGCUCUUGCUGGAAAGAGAUCUACAGCGACUGAUUGGCAAUGAGUCCUUUGCAUUGCCCUACUGGAAUUUUGCCACAGGUAGAAACGAGUGUGAUGUGUGCACAGAUGAGCUCUUCGGAGCAUCUCGGCCAGAUGACCCAAGUCUAAUCAGCAUGGACUCCAGAUUCUCCCUCUGGCAAACAGUUUGUAGUAGUUUGGAUGAUUACAACCGCCUGGUCACUCUGUGCAAUGGGACGGAAGAAGGGCCGCUGUGGAGGGGGCCGUGGCGGAGCUCCGGCCGGCAGCUACCUACCCUGGAGGACGUCAGGAACUGCCUUUCCCUGCAAGAGUUUGACAGCCCGCCCUUUUUUCGUAAUUCCAGUUUCAGUUUCAGGAAUGCGCUGGAAGGGUUCAAUAAACCAGAUGGUACCUUGAACUCGUCAAUGCUGAGCCUUCACAAUUUGGCUCAUUCUUUUCUGAAUGGGACCAGUGUUCUCCCUCAUGCAGCCGCCAAUGAUCCCAUCUUUGUGGUUCUUCACUCCUUUACUGAUGCCAUCUUUGAUGAAUGGAUGAAACGGUUUAGCCCUCCUGACAAUGUGUGGCCUGAGGAGUUGGCCCCAAUUGGUCACAACAGACUGUAUAAUAUGGUCCCUUUUUUCCCUCCUGUGACCAAUGACCAACUCUUCCUCACUGCGGAGCAGCUUGGCUACACCUAUGCCAUCAACCUACCAGAUUCACUUGAAGAAACUCAAGGCUGGACUAUCAUGGUUGGAGCCACACUUGGAGGAGCACUUAUAGCUCUGGUCCUGCUAGUUCUACUGCUUGUCCUUUUACAACACCGAAGACAGAGGAAAGGUUUUGAACCACUGAUGAAUGUGAGCUUCAGUCCAAAAAAGUACAUGGAAGAGGCUUAG
This is a messenger RNA of Rhea pennata, 1569 nucleotides long. RefSeq names its product dopachrome tautomerase (gene DCT). The record is from RefSeq and is a predicted model, not a curated record. The transcript is spliced from 8 exons. Lineage: Eukaryota; Metazoa; Chordata; Aves; Rheiformes; Rheidae. Gene Ontology annotation, molecular function: oxidoreductase activity; dopachrome isomerase activity. Gene Ontology annotation, biological process: developmental pigmentation; ventricular zone neuroblast division; positive regulation of neuroblast proliferation. The coding region runs from base 1 to 1569 and encodes 522 amino acids. Gene Ontology annotation, cellular component: melanosome.